AUGUUGUCGCGCUACGUGGUUUCGCAAGUGAAACAUAAUUCCUACUUCCUGGUGGGUCUCGCGCUGGGACUAUGGGUGUCAUUGGCUGUAAUUCCACUAGACGAAGAGCCUUCCGUAGCAUGUUCCAGUCCUAUCGUAGCUGUGCCCGCUGAUGACGAAUAUGAACCACAUCGCGAGGAGCGCCUUCUCGGGCCUGCGGGUCAGACCGUCGGACGCAGUAUACAACGGCCUCGGUAUUACAGCAACGAAUUAGGCAUGAGAGCAUCUUUACUAACUGGGGUGUUGAGUUCUGAAGAAGCUUUGAAGAGCCAAAUAGCAGCAUUAAACCACACUACAGCCCGUCUGCAGCCUGCAUUGAAGUUCUUCAUUACUGCUAGUGCUAUGAGCUCUGUCCCCGGCUUAGCCAAUGUAGUGGGCUUUACUGAUACAAGAGAAAUACUGAAGCCCUUUCAUGCUCUUAAAUAUCUAGCAGAUAACUAUCUAGAAGAAUAUGACUUCUUUUUCCUGGUGUCAGACACAGCAUUUGUGAAUGCUCGACGCCUGACAGAGUUGGUGUCACAGCUGAGUGUCAGUGAGGAUGUGUACAUGGGCACCGUAGCUGAGGACGACAGUCACUACUGCUCACUAGAGGGUGGAGUGUUGUUAUCAAAUACGGUGCUUCGUGCAGUGCACAAUGAAUUGGACUGGUGCGUUCGGAACUCCUACUCGCCGCACCAUCACGAGAACAUCGGACGCUGUGUGUUGCACGCGGCGCAUCUCUCUUGCACGCCGCAGUUACAGGGCGAAACCUAUAAGUCGGUUCGGGCCGCCGUGUCCGAGAGCGGUCCGUCGCUGGGCGAGGAGUUGGCGGACGCCGUGACGGUGUUCCCCGUGACUCGCGCGGCGCACCUCUACACGCUGCACGCGUUCGUGUCGCGCGUGCACCUGCAGCGCGACCGCGCGCUCGUCACGCGCCUGCGCGCGCAGCUCUGGCGCGGCGCCGCGCGCCACCCGCCCGGCUACCGCAACGCCACCUGGCCCGGCGGCCUGCGCGCCGACCCCGGCCUCGCGCCGCCCCUGCCCGACACCAGAUUCGACCACCUGCGCUGGAUCUCGUUCAACGCCACGCACGCCUUCUACCCGGACGAUCACCGCGAGGUGGCUCUCGUCGAGGGAGCCCAUCGCGAGGCGCUCGACCUGGUGGUGCGGUCGGCGGAGGCGUGGGCGCUGCGGCGCUGGGAGGGCGCGCGCUGGGCGCGGCUGGUGGAGGGCGCCUGGCGCUGGGAGCCGGCGCGCGCGCUGCGCUACCGCCUGCUGCUGCGGCUGGGCGCGGGCGAGCCGGCGCGGCACGGCCUGCGCCUGCUGGAGGUGGCGCGGCCGCUGGGCGCCGUGCGGCUGGUGCCGGUGCGCUACGUCACGGAGAGCGCGCGCGUCACGCUGGUGCUGGGCGUGACGCCGGACCGCCGCGGCGCCGCCGACGCGCUCUCCUUCCUGCAGCGCUACGAGAGCGUCUGCAUCGAUCAGGACAAGAACACCGCUCUCGUCAUGGUCAUAGUCAACGAAGCGCGGCCGGGGGGGGGGGGCGCGGCCGAGCCCGACGGCGCCGCCCUGCAGCGCGCGCAGCUCGCCGCGCUCGACGCCGCGCUGCCGCUGCUGGCGCGCGACGCGCUCGUCCUGCUCACCGUGCCGCACGCGGAGUUCAGUCAGGACUUCCUCAACAGGGUGCGCAUGAACACGAUCGCCGGGUCGCAGUGGUACCUGCCGCUGCCGUUCGCGCGCUACUCGCUGUACUCGCACCCGCGCUUCGUGGCGCCGGGCGGCGGCAAGCCGGCCACCAACACGGGCCGCUUUAACGAGCGCGCGAGCCUCGUGUCGGCCUUCUACCGCGCCGACCUGGAGGCGGCGGCGGCGACGCGGCGCGGGUCGCGGGGCGCCCCCCCCGCCGAGCUGGCGCGCGGCCCCCUGCACUGCGUGCGCGCGCCCGAGCCGGCGCUGGUGCUGGCCCCGCGCCCCGCGCCCUGCCCCGCCGCCGCCGCCGCGUGCUGGCGCCGCGUGGCGCGGGGGGGGGCGGGGGCGGGGGCGGGGCUGGACCUGGGCGCGCGCCACUCGCUCGCGCAGCUGCUGCUCGAGCACCAGGCGGACGAGGAGCCCUGA
Molecule: messenger RNA, 2133 nt
Organism: Arctia plantaginis
Lineage: Eukaryota; Metazoa; Arthropoda; Insecta; Lepidoptera; Erebidae
Source: the annotation of a GenBank genome assembly